CCUGAACCUACCUGUCGUAUUCUGAACGUGUUAAGAACAUAAUCGGUUGGAAAUAUUUGUGAAAAUUUAGCAAAACUUUGUAAAGUUUUAUAGGGAAAUGUGGUGAAAUGAGUCGGCGAAUUUUUGAAAAUUGUUGGUCAGCGUGUGCAACCGCGCGCGCCUGGACACGACUAAUGCCCAGUCUUUCUUCUUGCUCUCCGAAAAAAAUGGCGUCGAAAAUUCCCAUUUUGCGAAGCAUUUCUGCAGCUUCUUUGCUUCGUAAAAGCUCAAAGGUGCGUUAAAAUAUAUUUAUGAUAAUCUGGGAUAUCGUUCUGUGUCUAGGGCAUUUCAAAUUGGUCUAAAAGUGUGUUUUUGUUUACUUUUUCCAGGCCACCCUCGCACGGUGUUUUGGCACUUCAACAGCUUAUCAAGAGGUAUAAAUAUUUAUAUUGAGUACAGUACAAUAGUCUUUUGAUAAAAUGCAUUGUUAUUGAAUGUAUUAUAUUAGCAAAGUGGUGAAUUUUAUUGGUAUUUAAUGAAAUAGUUGUUUGUCAUUUGUCAACCAAUAUUCGGUCAAAUACAGAUCAAAGUGCAAACAAGUGAAACAACUAUUUUAUAUGUCUAACUUUAUUUGAACACUCCAAAGUGCAAACCAUGUACCAUCAGUUACAAUCUUAAAUGCAAUUGUUUGUGAUCUUGUCAAGCAUUUAGGUCUCAGACCUUCCAAAUUUGCAAAUUAAAAAUGCACUUGUGAGAGUUUUAGUGACAUGCAUAUCUUCAGUGGCGUAGCUACUAUGGGCUUGGACCGGGGGGCCCCAGCCCGAAUGGGCGAAAUGGGGGCAGCCAGACUCAGGCUGUAGAGCAAAAACAUUGGCCAGGGCCUCUGAUAUGUCACAAUGUCGUUUUCUGACCAUCAGAAUUCUGUAAAAUCUCUCCCCAAAGUCUGGGAAAUGGCAUUUCAGAGGCUCGAGAUUCAAAAAUUUGUGCGUAUACGGCGUUCCCCUAGAAAAUUUGUGCAUAUACGGCGUUCAACUCGUGCCUUUGGCACUUCUUCUAGGGGACCUUCGAAAAUUUUGAACCGGGGCCCCCCUGAUAUAACGUUAUGCCACUGCAUAUCUUAUGCCUAUGGGCACACCCCCUCUCCCAGCUUGCACCUGCCCCUGUUUGCCCUCCCCUCUAUUUGUUAAUAUUUGUGUGCUGGUAUUUUACAUAGUCACUAUAUAAUGUCCCAGAAACUAAAGUUACAACUCUGCCAAAUGGUUUGAAAGUGGCAACUGAAAAUUCUGGCAUUCCAACAUCAACAGUAAGUCUUUCAUAUGACACAUUUCUAUUAAUUUUGAGCUUGUCAGCACAUGCCCAAACUCACCCAAGUGAAUAUGAUUGCUAUAUUAACGUAAAAAGCCAGGCUAAGAAAAAAUGGUGGAUGUUUCUUUGAAACUUGAAAAAGAGAUUGUGUAGAUAGUCCUAACCCAAAAACCAAAAUAGUCAUAACUCUGAACCUGUUUAUAAAACGUCCUGAACCUGUUUAUAAAAUCUCCUCUUUGAAAAAUCUAUACCACCUUGAAAAUAUAUGUCCCCACAAAAAACCAGUUUCCAUCUAAAAUCUGAACCCCCUAAAAUUGAAAAUCUGAUCCCCCUAAAAGAUCCUAAAAUUGAAAAUCUGAUUUCCCCCUGAAAAAUCUGCUACCCCCUCCAAUGAUACUUGCUUGAAAAUCUAAUUCCCCUAAAAAUCCCUAAAUAUAAUUUUGUGUCCCCUUAGAAAACUAUGCCCUUGUUGAAAAAUUCACCUUUUCCUGGCAUUCAUCUCAUUUUUAGUGAUUGACGAUAAUUAGCAUCGGGCCAAUUUUUGUCUUAGCAGUAGACAAUUGGAAUCAGUAGAAUUAUCUAUAUUUCCGAUUGGGUCGUUCCAGAAAAGAUCCAUACUCCCCCCACGGAGGAAAUUUCUGCCGUCCGGAGGGGGAGGGGAGAAAAAAUUGUUUCUGAUAAUAGUAAAUGUAUUAGGACAUUCGAAGGGGGCAGGGGGGUUAACUUCCUAUUUCCUCCGUGGGGGUGGCAUGGAUGUUUUCUGGAAUGACCCAUUGUCUAAAACCGAUUGUUGAGACAUUAUGCACUUUAAAAAUUAUAUACACUGCCAUUUAUUAACGGUUUUAACGAUCAUUGGUUGUGGUAACAUUUUACGUUGGAAAUUAUUGUUAAAAAAUUGACAUGAAUGACGUCACCUUUACUCGGUCGACUGAUAUUAUGACAUUAUAAAAUGGACAACUUGCAUGUUAGACUAAAUUUUAAUCUAAGUAAAGACAAGGAAAUCAAACACCACAGCUAAAAAGAACAUUAUGAAAUUAGUAAAAUUACAAAAUUUGGUUGCAAAAUGUUGUAACGCUCGGAAAAUAUAGUCUCACAAAGUUUGCAAAUUUUCAGUACGUAUGUUUGUAUUAUGUACUGAAAUUGUUACCAUUUUCAGCUCAAAAAUGGUAACAAUUUCUGCACGUAAUACAAACAUACUGAAAAUAUGCAAAUUUCGCAAGGCUAUAUUUUCCGUAUUUUACAACAUUUCGUAACCAAAUUUUGCAAUUUUACUAAUUCUAAUAAGUUCUUUACGGGAAUUUACUUUUUUGUCUAGAUCAAAAAUUAGUCUAACAUGCAAGUUGUCUUUUGGUAUCUGGUAGAUUGUCGCACAAUCGGUCAGUCACUACCCAUUUUUAAGAUUCUUGUGUACCAAGUGCAAAAUGAUUCUAUUUUCAGGUUGGUUUAUGGAUAGAUGCAGGCAGUAGAUUUGAAACAGAGGAAAACAAUGGUGUUGCACAUUUCCUGGAACACAUGGCAUUCAAAGGAACAAAACGACGGACACAGUUACAGCUAGAGCUUGAGGUGGAGAAUGCCGGAGCCCACCUAAAUGCCUACACGUCCCGAGAACAAACAGUGUAUUAUGCCAAAUCUUUCAGGAAAGAUAUGGCCCAAGGUUGGUUAUUGUCCCCUGCCUGACACAGAGAUAUAGUUUAUUGAGAUUUAUUAUAUAAAGUAUACUGCUUUAUGGAGAUUUUGAGCACUGAUAAAACUGAUAAUCUCACAUGUGAGAUUUGAUCAUUUCACAUGUGAAAAUUAUCGCUUUUGAAUUGUCGCUUUUCUGUUAUAAUUAUCGCUUUUCAAAGACUGUCCUUUAUAUAAUAAACAGAAAAAUACAUGGGUGCUUGUAAAUACCAGAUUUAUUUCUCGUGUUGAACAUGAUAUCCUACUUGUUCGCUACGCUCACUCUUGCGAUGUCAUGUUCAACGAUGUCAUGUUCUUGAAAUAAAUCUUGUGUUUCCAAGCACCCAUGUAUUAUUAUUCUCUAUAUAGUUUAUUGACCAGCGCUCUCCCCUUGACAAGUAAGAUUGUCUGGCGUUAGACAGAGUGAAAUGGUAAAGGAGGCCGCUUUGGGGUGCAAUGCAACUCAAUGGGUUUUAAUAUAUAAUUGUUCUUUAAUCUUGAGUCUCUCAUUGACAAGUAAUUGUCUUGCAGGCCUUAAAUUUUUUUUUACAGGGCCAUCUGACAAAAUAGCCAAUGACUUUGAGUUUGGGUUGGACAUGUAUGUCCAAUGACCUUCAGUUCAGUUUUGACUCGGAAAUAAGUCUGAAUGACACACAUUAAUAUCAGCACAUUUAUUCUUAACGGUAAAUGUUGUGAAGAUAUUAAUUUAAAUCAUUUGUUUCUUCCAUACUUAUUUCCAAGCCAAAAUUAACAUGCUUGCUUAAGCCCGUUUUCCACUGACUUCACCAUUUCACUUGCCACCUGGCACAAAAAUGUUUAAAUAUUCAGUUGGUGUGCAGGAAAUUUUUAUCUCCUAGUGUGAUCCCAGGAAGAAAAUUCUUUUCUGCCCUGUAUAAGAAUAAAAGGUUUCGAAAAGACAAGGAUAAGAUGUUUGGUUCACCCAUUAAACACAAGGCUUUAUAAAAUAACCACAGUGAAACACGCAAUUUGAUUGGCCAAUAGCCUGGUUAUAUCCUGCACAAGGUUAUGGCCCGGUUAUAUCCUGCACGAGGAAUUAAAAUGCCUUCGCGGGAUUUUUGCGGGAUUCUCAAAAUGUCAUUGUUUCACUGUAGAUAUUUUAUAAAACAAUUACCAAAUGGUUUUCCAAGCAGGGUAGCAUGAUCCAUGUACUUGGGAUGUUCCUCGACUUUCGGAAAGCGUAAAAAUACACUCGCGUAUUUUUACGCUUUCCGAAAGUCUCGCGACAUCCCUCGUGCAUGGAUCACGCAAUCCUGCACGGAAAACCGUUCGGUAUUCCUUUAUCCCUUGAUGACUUUGAAAUUGUAUAGGUGUACAUUUAGGUGUCCUACAGGCCAUGCCAGUGCUUGGUACAUACUGAUCCUCAGCACUUUUUUCCAAGCCCCUACUUAAACAAGAGUCCACUGCCUGCUCUAUGUAUGUGGUAAGCACGUGCUCCAACAAGCUCCUUUUUGGGCAAGGCGUGGUCCUACAUAAUGGCUUCAUUGUAAGUUGUACAUUUGUUUUGUGUAGCUGUUGAUAUCCUAGCUGACAUUAUUCAGCAUUCUAAACUGGGUGAACAGGAAAUUGAGAGAGAGCGAGGUGUUAUCUUACGUGAAAUGCAGGUCAGUACUUGGAGCGAACACUCUGAAUUAUGAGACAUUGGUCAUGUUUUAGCUGCCGGGCAAACGCAAUGACGCAUCCUUGAAAUUUUAGGAAGUAGACUCUCAACUAGAAGAAGUCAUAUUUGAUCAUCUUCAUGCAACAGCAUAUCAAGGAACAGCAUUAGGAAGAACAAUUCUGGGACCAACAGAAAAUAUCAAGUAUGAUAAUGAUAACCAGCUUGUUUUUCAAACUAACAUGAUUACUUUAUGGUUUACUCUACUAAGUAGGUGGGAGUGUGCACUAAUCAUCCUUAUUUGCAGUUACAGUGAAAAUACAAAAAGUAUCCCACUUCCGCUUCUCUAGUUUGUUGUGAUUCAUAUAAUAGUUUUGUUUUUGGAAACACCACGUAAAUUUAUUACUGCAAAGCUUUCGAUCCGUAAACCCUCAGUGCUAAUAAUAUGUAAUAAUAAAUUUACGUGGUGUUUCCACAAACAAAACUAUUAUAUGUUUUAUCGCCAUGCAAACAUACAAAGAACUUAUUGUUGUGAUUCACUGUAAUUUGUUCUGUUUUUUAGUAGCGAUUACAAAUUUAUUGGCAAAUACCGCGAUAAAACUUAGUUUUCUCUAUUUUUAAAUAUGAUAAUUUGUAGCAAAGGGAAAUAAUACAUUUUUUGUUAGUUUCAUUGCAUAAAAGGUACGAAAUUUAAAUUUUAUCGCAGUCUUUGCCGUUAAAUCGGUAAUCGUUACAGAAACAACAUCGGUAAUCGCUAUGUACAGAACAAAUUACAGUAAAUCACAACAAAGUACCGAAGCGGAAGUGGGACACUUUUUGUAUUUUCACUGUAAAAGCAAAGCUGACUUACGAAGGAUGCAGGUCAACCUGAUUGAGUCGAAGGCUUUCUAUAGUCCCUCUGGCAGUCAUGACACAUGUCUGAUUAUGGAGCACAGCUAGGAUGGAGGGGCUAGGUUAAGGGCUAAUCCCAAUGUCUACCCAGAGAAAGUUGGUGCCUUUUGAUAGAGCAUUGACUGUCUCAUUUCACAUCAGUGGCUGAAACAGCAUAGACUGAGUUCCAUUCGAAUAUUGGCUACCAGUACCUCCAAAGGUAUGUUUCAAAGUAACUUUGCUUGUGUUAUUUGUUGCAGGAGUAUAAAACGAGACGAUCUGUUAGCAUACAUUAAUAAACAUUACAGUGCACCCAGAAUGGUGCUGGCUGCCGCAGGAGGUCAGUUUUUAUUUACCACCCAAUAUAAUGCUUCAACUCCCUUAUUCUUCAUACAUCCACAAAGUUGUACAUUGGAAUUCCUAUUCGGUCUAUUCAUUACUGACGUUGUGGAUCUUCUGGAGCUUGUAAAUCAUGGCCGGAUUUUGAGGGGAGGUGUGUGGAGGUUCGCACCUCCCCUGAGAUUGUUUUGCACUUCCUCUGAGAAUUUUUACACCUCCUCUGAAAAGUCAUACACCUCCCCUUGGGAAAGUUUCAAUGAUAGAUCAAAGUGAAAGUUUGACAUUUUUUGGUUGCUUAGCAUCUACACUUCGUAAGAAAGUUUUUGUGUAAAAUUGAAACAGUGAUAGCCUUUCAUCUCUGUUAAAAAAUACCCUUUUUGUUCCAGGUACCCUUUUAAUGCAAUGUUUUGAAAGAAACUUUGUAGUAAUUGUAAGGAAAAGCAAAAUUGGAUGUAUCGUACAGUCAUAAUUUAUUAAUACUUUUUGUUUGUGGAAACACCACGUAAAUUUAUUACUGCAGUAAUAAAUUUACGCGGUGUUUCCACAAACAAAAAGUAUUAUAUGUUUUAUCACCAUGCAAACCUACAGUACAAAGAACAUAAUUUAUUAAUACACUGAUACAUAUGUACACUACAUGCAUGCGUCAGGUCGUCGACUUUGGCCCGUUCUACAAUAAACUUUCCAUGGGGGACCGCGCUGCACCUCCCCUAAUUGUUUUCCACUUCCCUUACUAUUUCCACCAAAAUCUGGCCUUGUUGUAAAUUUGUCUGCCUAAGUGUUGUGUGUGGAGCUAGAUGCAUGUCUACAUAAAAUGGGUGUGGUAACAGGGUUUGACUGUUUGUAUUGUGCAGGAGUUGAUCAUGAUGAGUUAGUGAAGUUAGCUGAGAAGCAAUUCAGUGGACUGAGAUCAACGUAUGAAGAGACGGAUGUUCCUGAACCUUGCAGAUUUACUGGCAGUGAGGUUGGGAAAUUGCUGAUGUUUUGGAAACUUAAGCAGAUCUCCACAACAACUUGUGCAUUUUUACGUGUGUACCUGUUUCAUCAUAGUUAAUAGAAUAGAUGGUUUGGAAAACUCAUUAGAAUAACAAUAUAACUCGUUAUCUAUGUUAGUCAACAUUUAUUCAUAAACAUGGUCCUUCACCGUCACGUGCGUAUUGUAUUUUUGCUAAAUCCACCAAUAGACGAUUCGCCUUAUUACGUUUUCGUGGCGCUUUGCAUUGUGGUUAUAAUGGUAUCACUGAUAAAGAUAGCGGCCUCGAAUGAAAAUAUUGAAUGUUUUCGCGAAUAUUUUGCUGUUGGCUAUCACGCACCUGACCCUAGCUUUUUUUAAUAGUUCUUGCACGGGUCAGGACAAAAAAUAAGCCAUCUUGAAUGUCAGUGAUACCACUAUAACCACAAUGCAAAGCGCUACGAAAACGUAAUAAGAGGAAUCGUCUAUUGCAAUAUCUAAUUUACCCUAUUGUUCGAGUCACUAAUAGGUAACUCCCUCCUAUUGGUUAUUUGGGCAAAAAUACAAUACGCACGUGAUGGUGAAGGACCAGAUUUAUGAAUAAACGUUGACUAACAUAGAUAAGGAGUUAGAUUGUUAUUCUAAUGAGUUUCCAAACCAUCUAUUCUGUUAAAGCGCGACAAACCACAAAAGCAAUUUUUUGGUAUGUGUAAUAUUUGGGUCAUUCGAACAAAAAUGGUUUACAUCUUUAUAAUAAAAAAUCCCAUCUUGAUCAAUUUUUUCUCUGUCAAAGUUUACGGAUAUGAUGUCAUUAGGUGAAUUGCAAAUUAGUUUCCCUUUGUUUUUUUUUGUACCGAAAAUUCACCUAAUGACAUCAUAUCCGGAAACUUUGACAGUUAAAAAGUUGAUCAAGAUGAGGUUUUUUACUGUAAAUAUAUAUAUUACAUUUCUUCUCAGAAUGACCCAAGUAUUACACACAGAAAAAAUUACAUUUUGGGUUAGUCACACUUUAACUAUGGUUUCAUUCAUUUGUCUGUUUGUUUAGAUCCGUAUACGUAAUGAUGAUAUGCCAUUUGCUCACAUUGCCAUGGCGGUUGAAGGCUGUGGAUGGACUCAUCCAGAUUAUUUUGCUCUUAUGGUUGCUAAUGUGGUAAGUUCGUAUUUGCUGGUGAAAUUAUCAGUGCAUGAUCUAUCACUCGAUUCAGAAAGCAAACAAACCAUUUUGUUUUUAGUUGGUAGGCAACUGGGAUCGAUCCUUCAGUGGAGCACAUAAUGUUUCUAGUAAACUUGCACAGGUAGUAGAUAAUCAAUAUUUUAUAAAGCACUUUCAUUUAUUUUAUCCGAAGACAUGGAGUAGGGCCAUCUUCAUCGAUUGUCUAAAGCAGUAAUUGUUUAUGUUUUAGGAUGUCUCUGAACACAAUUUGGCUCACAGUUUUAUGUCGUUUAAUACUUGCUACACUGACACUGGACUUUGGUAUGU
Paramuricea clavata is the source of this 8199-nucleotide messenger RNA. Lineage: Eukaryota; Metazoa; Cnidaria; Anthozoa; Malacalcyonacea; Plexauridae. The record is from the annotation of a GenBank genome assembly.